CAGGCUGACAUACACUAUGCUGAUAACCAGUAUGCUGCCGCUCUCAGAUUUUACCUAGAAGCCGGUGUCAUUGUGAGUGAUUGCUUCAGCCACUCGGUUCCUAGGACGUUAUGGAACGACAAAGUAUAUAAACGAAUGAUUAAAUGCUGCUCGUAUCUGCAGUGUCACACGCAGGCUGCUAUUCUAUGUCAGUUUCUAGAGCAUUCUGACUAUACCACUGCCUUCAAAGAACUGCAGGAAAAAAGCUGCUAUGAUGCAAUGGAUGCAUUAUAUGAGUACAUCUGGGAUAUCACAAUAUUAGAAUUUCUUGUCUAUAACCAUAACAAGCAUGGUGAAGUUGAUAAACAACAGAAAGCUAUGCGAUGUAUUGGAAAGCCAGAACUGAACUCCUUCAACCCAGAAGUGGUAUUAAUUCAGGCAUCCCAGACACGGAAAAAUAAGUUCCUCCAGGCCAUGGCAAAACAAUAUCUUUAAUAUUACUCAUCUGACAGUGUGUUGUAUUUUAGCUGUAUUGCUAUCUGCAUCUAACAG
Messenger RNA from Saccoglossus kowalevskii, 531 nucleotides. RefSeq names its product integrator complex subunit 8-like. Gene Ontology annotation, biological process: snRNA 3'-end processing. Gene Ontology annotation, cellular component: integrator complex. NCBI's taxonomy places the organism in Eukaryota, Metazoa, Hemichordata, Enteropneusta, Harrimaniidae. The record is from RefSeq and is a predicted model, not a curated record.